GUUCCUUCAGCUGGCUGGCCUGUUAACGGGUGAACGUGCUCUCGUCACCCGGCUCCGAUUGUUCUCGAUCCGCACCGGUAACCGAAAAGGAGAUCGCACACAGGACGGUGACACAUUCCCACACCCGCUGCAAUGGCAUAUGGCGAACGCGAUCGUUCUGAUAGACGAGGAGGAGGCGGCGGUGGUGGAGGAGCACGCGGCGGCGGCAGUCGUUUCGGCGGACGCGACGGAGGCGGCGGCGGCAGUAGAUUCAGCAGCAGCGGAAACAGAGACAGCAGUUUCGGGAAUAACAAUUUUAAGAAUCGUCAGCCCGGGGAGCGCCUACGUAAGCCGCGAUGGGACAUGAGCACUCUGCCGCAGUUCAGGAAGGACUUUUACCAGCCGCAUCCCAACGUAAUGGCGCGGAGUAUUCACGCCGUGGAGGCGUACCGUUCCAACAAAGAGAUCACGGUGAAGGGAACUAACGUUCCAGGUCCCAAUAUUUAUUUCGAAGAGGGCGGCUUCCCGGACUACGUUCUCAACGAGAUCCGCAGACAGGGCUUCGGCGAGCCGACCGCGAUCCAGGCGCAGGGCUGGCCGAUCGCCCUGUCCGGCCGCGACAUGGUCGGCAUAGCGCAGACGGGCUCGGGCAAGACGCUGGCGUACAUCCUGCCGGCGAUCGUGCAUAUAAAUCAUCAACCCAGACUUAGCAGAAACGACGGGCCGAUCGCGCUGAUCCUGGCGCCGACCCGCGAGUUGGCGCAGCAGAUUCAGCAAGUGGCGUCGGACUUCGGUAUGUCCUCUCAAGUGCGAAACACGUGCAUCUUCGGUGGCGCCCCGAAGGGACCACAGGCGCGUGACCUCGAGCGCGGCGUAGAGAUUUGCAUCGCCACGCCGGGACGUCUCAUAGACUUCUUGGAGCGUGGCACCACGAAUCUACGUAGAUGUACAUAUCUAGUGCUCGACGAGGCCGACAGGAUGCUCGAUAUGGGCUUUGAGCCUCAAAUUAGGAAAAUUGUAGAACAAAUACGCCCCGACCGUCAGACUCUCAUGUGGUCGGCGACGUGGCCGAAGGAAGUGCGUAAUCUCGCGGAGGAGUUCCUAACGGACUACAUACAGAUCAACAUUGGUUCCCUACAAUUGGCUGCCAAUCACAAUAUUCUGCAAAUCGUGGAUGUGUGCGAGGAAUACGAGAAGGAGAGUAAGCUCAUGAAACUGCUGGAAGAGAUCUCAAACGAACCGGAAAAUAAGACUAUAAUAUUUGUCGAAACUAAGAGGAAAGUGGAUGAUAUAACAAGAGCUAUUAAUAGAUACGGAUGGCAAGCGAUUGGUAUUCACGGUGACAAAAGCCAGCAAGAAAGAGAUUAUGUAUUAAAUCAGUUCCGGAAUAGCAGGUCUGCCAUCCUUGUGGCUACCGACGUGGCGGCGAGAGGUUUAGAUGUCGAGGAUGUCAAAUUUGUGAUAAACUUGGACUAUCCGUCCAACUCUGAGGACUAUGUGCACCGUAUCGGACGUACGGGUCGCUCGCAGCGUACAGGAACCGCGUACGCCUUUUUCACGCCCAGCAAUGCUCACAAGGCUGGUGACUUAAUUCAAGUUCUAGAAGAGGCCAAGCAAGUUGUCAAUCCGAAACUGUACGAUUUAUCCCGGAAUCCUGGCGUUUAUAAAAGAGGACGAUACGGUGGACGCAGCGGAGGUGGUGGUGGUGGACGAGGAUCCGGAGGCCGUGGUGGCGGUUCACGAGGCACUCGCGGAGGUCGCGAUGGAGAUAGAGGUGGAAGAUUCGACCGCUCUUCCGGUACUGGCGCGAGCGAUCGCGGCAACAAAUGGUCCGGAAGCAGUAGCGGUGGCAUGGGCGGGGCUAGCUAUGGAAGCAGUAAAUCGUUCCCUCAAAACAGCUUCGGGAGUGGAACUUCCGGCGGUGGCUCCAAUAGCUACAGCCAGAACAGUAGUGGAUACGGCGGGAGCAGCUACAGGCAACAAAACGGCUAUUGACUUCAUGCGAACGGUCAAAAUAAUACUCCCAUCUGCGUUCCAGAGGGAAUAAUAGCAGUCAACGAUUGAUAUGAGCCGACGAGCCCAGAGUUGCAGAGAAUCGUUCCAAAAAAAAAAAAAAAAAAAAAAACAAAUUUACACACAUUCUCACGAGCAUUCGUCUCCUUCUUUUCUUUUCUAGUACACGUCAACUCUUCAUUAGCUCUUUAAGUAAUAUAAUACUAUCAAUUAUGCAAGUCACAUGUGUUACAUUUAGGAUAGCUCCUUAAUAUAUUUAGGCGAUUCAAUUAUGCCACGUGAUUGUCGCCGAAUGAUAUAGUAUUACAAUUCGAUCGGCUUGCCGCUGUACAUUCAAAUAAAAUAGUGUAAGAAUGACACUAUGAAAAGCUGAAAAACGUUGCGUUUCUCUCUGCUAAGUGGUUUUUUUUUUCUUCGACGUUUCUUUCGCGCAGAGUGCGUAUUUAUUUCUUAAUUUUACGUGCAUAUAUUUAUUUCUCUAGCGUUGUCGAUAACAUAAAGUACGUAGCGAUAAACAUUUUUUAUUUAUAUUUGUAAAAUUGCAAUUUAUUUUGAAUUAUUAUAAACACAUUUUCAGAGAGCCCUCUAACAAA
Wasmannia auropunctata (little fire ant) is the source of this 2585-nucleotide messenger RNA. RefSeq names its product ATP-dependent RNA helicase dbp2-like. Lineage: Eukaryota; Metazoa; Arthropoda; Insecta; Hymenoptera; Formicidae. Gene Ontology annotation, molecular function: RNA helicase activity; ATP binding; RNA binding. Gene Ontology annotation, cellular component: cytoplasm; ribonucleoprotein complex; nucleus. The transcript is spliced from 7 exons. The record is from RefSeq and is a predicted model, not a curated record. The coding region runs from base 133 to 1974 and encodes 613 amino acids.